CUAUGAUUAGAUAUAGUCAUCAAAUCGUCAGGCGUCACUAUCACGUCAUGCUUUUUUUUCUUUUCUUCUAUUUUUGCCUCUUUUCUUAUAUUGGUUUUAGCUUAAAAUGAAGCUCUAUGACAGUUAACAAAACAGAAACUGAAACCAGCGAAAGUAUACUUAACUUUUCCUGCUUCAAACUUCGAUUUCUCUGCACAAAAAGCUACAGGCAUUUUGCUGCUUUUUGCGCUUAUCUGAUUAAGAUCUGCGUGCUUGAAGCUGAAAAUAGAGUUUCAAAUGGGAUUUUGAGCUGGCGGUUGCAGCUGUGGAGGAUAAAAGGUUUAAACAAGUUGAUUUGAGAGUUUGGAGGGAUGAUUCUUUCUGCACUUGUAACUUCAGUGGGGAUAAACACAUCGCUGUGUUUCCUUUUUCUCAUCCUCUACACUAUACUGAGAAACCGGCCAAGUAAUGCUGAACUCUAUUUACCGCGCUUGGUUGCUGAAGGGAAAAUUCAAGAGGACAAUGCAUUUGGCGUGAGAAAGUUAUUAACUUCUUUCAGUUGGGUGAAAAGAGCAUGGGAGGCUACUGAAGCCGAGCUUUUAGAAAAUUCUGGAUUGGAUGCUGUGGUGUUCAUGCGCAUUUUCGUCUUUGGGCUAAGAGUAUUUCAAUUUGCAACGAUUAUCGGCAUAUUCAUUCUUCUUCCAUUCAAUUACAUGGGGAACCAGCUAAAUAUUGACUUUACUGACUUACCAAACAAGUCGCUGGACACCUUCAGCAUUUCAAAUGUCAAUGAUGGUUCAAACAGGUUGUGGAUUCACUUCUCUGCUGUUUAUAUUUUCACAGCUGUUGUCUGCUAUCUACUUUACUCUGAAUAUGACUAUAUUUCAGCACUGCGGAUUUCUUACUUCUACUCGUCAAAGCCUCGGCCCAGCCAGUUCACUGUUUUAGUUCGAAGUAUUCCUGUUACUUCUGGGAAGAGCUUCAGUGACAGUGUUGAGAGCUUCUUUAGUGAAUGUUAUCCUUCCACCUAUCUUUCCCAUUCGGUGAUUCAUCGAGCAGACAGGCUGAAAAGAAUAAUUAACAAGGCAGACAAGGUCUACAAGGGUCUUGUUCAACCGAAAUCAGAGGACUCUACUAAAAAAAUUUCCAAAAGAGGUUGUUGUUUCGGCAUUUUCGGGCGAAAAGCUGAACCUGUAGAUCAGUACGAGGAGGAUCUAGAAGAUAUAGAGGGUAAUACAAGAGCAGAACAAUCAUCUGUUACUGGAGAGGAAGUUCCAGCUGCAUUUGUAUCUUUCAAGUCUCGUUUCAGCGCUGCAGUAGUUUCACACCUCCAACAAGGGGUUAGACCCACAGAUUGGCAAACUGAACCAGCUCCAGAUCCCCAAGAUGUAUAUUGGCCCUUCUUUUCUGCAUCAUUCAUUACAAGAUGGAUGUGCAACGUUGCUGUUAUUUUUGCAUGUCUUAUUAUAACCAUUAUGUUCAUUGUACCUGUUUUCAUAGCCCAAGGGCUUGCUAAUUUGACUCAGUUGGAGACCAUGCUACCCUUUUUGAGUGGCUUAUUAAAAAUGAAAAUCGUUACCCAAGUGGUUACAGGAUAUCUUCCGAGUCUCAUCCUUGAGAUGUUUUUAGUUUUAGUGCCACCAGUCAUGAUCAUGCUUUCUUCCAUUCAAGGACACGUUGCCCUUAGCCAGAUUGAGAAAAGUGCAUGUAUCAAAAUGGUAUGGUUCACCGUAUGGAACAUCUUCUUUGCCAAUGUGCUAUCCGGAUCAGCGCUAUACAAGUUUAACCUUCUUCUGGAGCCUAAAAAAGUUCCUGAACUAUUAGCCGUGGCUGUUCCUGGACAGGCCUCAUUCUUCAUUGCAUAUGUUGUAACAUCUGGAUGGACCACUACAUUUUCUACAGAGCUUUUUCGGCUGAAGUUCCUCGUUUGUAGAAUUUUGAAAGGAGGUAUGUGUUGCUGCUCUAAUGAAGAACUCGAGGUCCUUUCCAACCCUUAUCACAGACAAAUUCCCAGAAUUCUCUUUUUCAGCCUUCUUGGUAUAACGUACUUCUUCCUCGCACCCCUCAUUUUGCCAUUUGUACUGAUUUUCUACGGCCUCGGAUAUAUCAUCUAUCGUAACCAGCUAUUGAAUGUUUACGCACCAAAGUAUGAAACAGGCGGAAAGUUUUGGCCCGUGGUUCACGAUGCAACCAUAGUUUUCCUAAUAUUGAUGCAUGUUAUCGCCAUUGGGGUAUUUGGUAUAAAGAAAGUUCCUUUAGCUUCAAGCUUAACGAUUCCCCUUCCAAUUCUCACUCUCUUAUUCAAUAGUUAUUGCCAGAAACGGUUCUUACCUAGCUUCAAAGGUUAUCCUGCCGAGUGCUUGAUUAACAAGGAUCGACUUGAUCAGAAUGAUCCCUCGAUACUGUCUUUCCAUGAGAGACUAGCCACUGCCUAUGAAUAUCCUGCUAUGGAGGCAGUCAUAGAUUCUGAAGCCAGUGAAACUAGUGCAACUACUCCUCUUAUGCGUGGUUAUCGCUGAAGAUAGUAAGAUUGAAUUUGUAGUAAUAAUAUGUGUAGAGCAAGUAGUGUAUGCUGCAGGUUCUCUUUUCAAAUGGUUUUCUUCAUUGAUUUCUGAACAUACACAAUCAUUUGUCUUUCUACUGUCUGUCUGUAUAAAAAUUGUGAUCUGCACCUCUCUCUCUCUCUCUGCUCUAGAUUGUAUACAACUAUCCAUGGCUAUGGUUUUAUUAAAAAUCAUACAUGUUUACACUUA
Messenger RNA from Salvia miltiorrhiza (redroot sage), 2732 nucleotides. Its product is annotated as CSC1-like protein HYP1. The record is from RefSeq and is a predicted model, not a curated record. Lineage: Eukaryota; Viridiplantae; Streptophyta; Magnoliopsida; Lamiales; Lamiaceae. Gene Ontology annotation, molecular function: calcium-activated cation channel activity. The coding region runs from base 351 to 2498 and encodes 715 amino acids. Gene Ontology annotation, cellular component: plasma membrane. The transcript is spliced from 11 exons.